Molecule: messenger RNA, 762 nt
Organism: Brassica napus (rape)
Lineage: Eukaryota; Viridiplantae; Streptophyta; Magnoliopsida; Brassicales; Brassicaceae
Product: NADH dehydrogenase [ubiquinone] iron-sulfur protein 4, mitochondrial
Exons: 5
Coding region: 97-558 (153 amino acids)
Biological process (GO): electron transport chain
Source: RefSeq, a predicted model, not a curated record
AAAAACCCCUAAUUUUUUAACGAUUCCCCCUUCUUGGCCUCUCUACGAGAAACAGGAGAGAUUUUUUCCAGAUCUCAACAACAUUCGUAGGUGACGAUGGCGCUUCGUGCUACUCAAUCGACUGCUCGCAUGGCGGCGAAUCUCCGACGAGUAGCUCGGCCUUUCUCAACAGACGCGGUGGUGGAGUCGGAUUACAAGCGUGGCGAGAUCGGCAAGGUCUCCGGAAUCCCAGAGGAGCAUCUCGCACGAAAGGUGAUAAUAUACUCGCCUGCAAGAACAGCGACCCAGCAAGGAUCUGGGAAACUUGGGAAAUGGAAGAUUAACUUCGUCUCCACCCUCAAGUGGGAAAAUCCAUUGAUGGGCUGGACUUCUACUGGUGACCCUUAUGCCAAUGUUGGGGACUCCGCUCUUGGUUUUGAUUCUGAGCUAGCUGCCAAGUCCUUUGCUGAGCGUCAUGGCUGGGACUAUGUGGUCAAGGAGCCCAAAACACCGUUAUUGAAGGCCAAGUCAUACUCGGACAACUUCAAGUGGAAAGGCAAACCUCAACUAGAGAACUGAUCUCCUUCUUCUUCUUCCAUUUCUCGAACAAAAGGAGAAGCCCCCAAGGCUCUCAUGUUUUAUUCGCUAUUUAGCACCUGUGAGCUUUUUUCUAAACUAUUAUCCAUGGUUGGAUUCUUUUUUUAAAAAAAAAAAUCCUUAUAACAAUAAUAUGAUGAUGAUGACAAACAGUUCUUUGGUAUUUCAUCAAUCUUUAUGGUCAAA